This is a messenger RNA of Poecilia latipinna (sailfin molly), 670 nucleotides long. RefSeq lists its product as uncharacterized. Bases 32 to 637 code for a protein of 201 amino acids. NCBI's taxonomy places the organism in Eukaryota, Metazoa, Chordata, Actinopteri, Cyprinodontiformes, Poeciliidae. Gene Ontology annotation, cellular component: external side of plasma membrane. Gene Ontology annotation, biological process: T cell receptor signaling pathway; regulation of cytokine production. The transcript has 3 exons. Gene Ontology annotation, molecular function: signaling receptor binding. The record is from RefSeq and is a predicted model, not a curated record.
UGCUCAGUUUUUAAUCCUCCAUCUGUAAGACAUGGACGCUUUCUUGUUUUUCACGGUUCCUUUCCUUUCUACAUUGGGAUUUUCAUUAACAGAUACAGUCCAUAAAACCAUCUCAGCUGUUCCUGGACAGAUCGUCUCUCUGCCAUGCCGACUCCCCAACAACAAACCUGCUGUGGUUGUGCAGUGGACCCGACCGGACCUGGAACCAGAAUAUGUCCUCCUGUUCAGAGACGAGCAGCCGGACCCAGAGAACCAGCAUCCAUCUUUUAGGAAGCGGGUGGAGCUGCAGGACAGACGGAUGGAGGACGGAGACGUGUCUUUGCUUCUGAGCAACGUGACGACCAACGACACGGGAACAUACGAGAGACGGGUUUUCCAGAGAGAAGCAACCGGCAGGAAGAGACGCACUUUGACCUCUGACCCCAUCGGGACCGUCUUCCUGGACGUGGCGCCUCCUACUGAAAACAAGGAGGGAAGAAAAGAAGAUGGAAGCAGAAACAAACAUGUUGGACUGAUUGUUGGAGCCGUUCUGAUGGUUUCACUGGUUACUGGGUUGGUUGUCAGAAAAAAAGUUGUGGAUCUAAAGCAGAAGGAAGAGGAAGCAGAUCCAGAACCAGUUCAGCUCCAGUUGACCUGAGAUUAGUUUCUGCAGCAGCUGCAGGUCAAACAG